Naegleria fowleri is the source of this 1086-nucleotide messenger RNA. RefSeq lists its product as uncharacterized. Gene Ontology annotation, molecular function: iron ion binding; monooxygenase activity; heme binding. The transcript is spliced from 3 exons. The coding region runs from base 1 to 1086 and encodes 361 amino acids. The record is from RefSeq and is a predicted model, not a curated record. NCBI's taxonomy places the organism in Eukaryota, Heterolobosea, Eutetramitea, Acrasida, Naegleriidae.
AUGAUGAAAGAAGUGCAUUCGAAAAAAUUGCAUGUCUUGAAUAAGGAUCCUCGAUUGAAAGCGAUUGAAAUAUUUGGUGAAAGUUUAGUUUCUGCUCCUGAUACGGAAUGUUGGAAAAAACAUCACCGAGUCUUGUCGAUGGUUUUUUCGAGUGGAAAUUUGGAAUACAUGUGUCAGGUGGCUGUCAAAACUGUCGAUCAAUUGACAAGAACGAAAUGGGAACCUUGUAUGAAUCAGAAUGAGAAGGGAACUAUGAUGUUGGAAGCGCACAAUGAUUUUACGAAUGUUACUUUGGAUGUUUUGGCGAAAAGUGUGUUUGGAACAUCCUUCUGUAUCUUUCAAGAUUCUGAAAAUUCCAAUCCAGAUCUCGUCUUGAAAGGUCGCCAAUUAAAACAAGCCAUUGAAAAGAUCUUCACUCAUGCCUUUUCCUUUCGAAUGUUUCUCGCAUGGUGUCCAUUAUUUGAAAAGGCAGCUCUUCAUUUCACAGGAGUUCAGAAAUGCAUGGACUAUUGUUCACAAGUGUUGGAUGAAUUUAUUCGAGAACGAAAAAACAUGAUUGAAAGAGGUGAAGAGAUUUCCGAACAAGAUUUAUUGAGUUUGAUGGUUAAGGCGAAUAUUGAAAAUAAUGAAUUAACGACAGAUCAUAUCAAAUCGAACGGAUUGUUGUUCUUGGUGGCUGAAUUGACAAAACGACCAGAAAUUCAAGAACGAGCUCAACAAGAAGUGGACCAAAUUCUUAAAAAUGGUGAAUUGGAACCUUCUUUCCAACUUUAUGAUUCUUUUGUGUUUUGCAAUGCCAUCAUUCAUGAAACUUUACGUUGUCAUCCACCUGUUGGCUCAGUCUCCAAAAUCUGCUUCAAGAACACUCGUCUUGGAAAUUUUGACAUUCCAAAAGGAACCAUUAUUCUGUCACUCAUCACUCAAGCCAACAAGAAUGAACAAGUUUGGCAACACUUAAACAAUACGUUCCAUCCUGAUCGAUUUUUAAAUGCGGAUGAACUGAACAAGAGACAUUCCGAUUAUUCAAUGAUUCCUUUCAGUAUGGGUUUGAUGAAAAUGCAAUGGAUACAAAUUUGCCUUGUUUGA